CAACUGCAGACGGUGUCGGACGGACGGGCCGACUGUCUCUCUCACUCUCACUCUCUCUCACUCUCGCUCUCUCUCUCUCUCUCUCUCUCGCUCUCUCUCAGGGGAACAAGAGUCUUGGUUCCUUGACGAAAAUGCUCGUUCUCUUCAGUGCCGGUCUGCGACGUCUGGAGGCGUAAGACGCACGCGAUUGCUGUGAGAUGUUAUUCACGGGAGUAAAUAUAUCUAUGCUUUUUCGGUUGACGAACAGAUAUCUUGCAGAUCUUAGGAUGAUGUGCAACAGCAGUGCGUCUCGAAGUGUUUCUUUUUGUUAAAGAAAAAACCUUUAAAAAAAAAAACAGAAAUUAUGAGUGGCGUGAUGCUCGAACGGGCGAUUUACAUUUCUUGAAAAAAAAAAUAACCUCGGGAUCCUUCAAACUUUGGUGAUAUUUUAUUGAAAAAAAUUAAAAUCUUUGACCGAUUCAUUCUAUAACGAUGAAGAAAUUCGCCUAGCGGCUAAAAUGUGGAUUAUUGUUAACGAAGGUGCAAGUUCCUUUACGGCCUGCGGGGUAUUAGAAUUUUCCCUAAAAAUAAGAGUAUCGUUAAUCGAAAACUAAUUUAAUAACUAAAUAUCCUCUCAACAAUGAUUUCCAAGCUGGACUUUUCUCCAAAGUGUAACUUUUAAAAACCAAAAGUUUCUCCUAAAAGGAAACUUUAAUUCAGUGUAACGACUACAUAAAAUAAAUCAUUUACUUCUAAACUUCACAAACGACCGUAAUUAUUUUUUGUACGUGUGGUUUUUGCGCAGAAGAGACAAAUAUACCAAGGUAUAUCUAAUGACAUGGAUACAACAGUGUAGUACAAUGACCAGAUAAGAGAAUAUUUACAAAUUGUCAGGCUGGCCUGAAGAAUCUGUUAAAAUCUGAAAGUUCAUUUUACUUAUAUUUUUGAGAUCGCGAUACGUGAAAAGUGAUACUAAAACUAACUCACAUACUGACAUCUAUUAAAGUUUUGCUGUCGUAUAUCUUACUAGAAGAAGAUUAAGAAGGAAAAGUGAUUAACGAAUACACACAAAAGCUAUUAAAGUUUUGCCGUCGUAUAUCUUACUGGAAGAAGAUUAAGAAGGAAAAGUUAUCUGGAGCGGGGGAAAAGGGUGCCGCUUAGAGGAUUGUAUUUACUGCCAUCAUCGCGUCCGCCUCCCGUCUCGAGGAUGCAUUCGAGGACGAGCCAAAGGGGCAGACGUCACGAGGAGCUCUUCUUGACAGUAGUGAUGUUAGCCAUGGCUCUUCCGCUCCCGGUGCGUGCCCUGGACAUCUUGGGCACGGUCCUGGGCGAGACCGCCGAAGAGCCCACGCCUACAAACCUGGGGAACUUCCUGGAAGUCCAGCAGACGCUCAAUCAGCUGAUGCAGAGGUUCGCCACGCUGGAAGUCAGCAUCGAAUCCAGGCUCACUCGACUAGCUGACGCUUCUGCCAAAGAUGCACUCCUGGAAGUGCUGUCGAAGCGUCUGGGGAAAGUCGAUGCUUUGGUGGAGAAGGUCGAAGCUCUUGACGCCCGUCUUACUGAGGAGACGUCCCUCCUGAAGGCUACUCUCAGGGACACAAACAGAGACCUGCAGAAUGUCGCUGGUCACCUACAAAGACUGGACAGCGAGGUCAAAGAGGAGGAUAUUUCCAGGCACGAAAUCAGGUCAAAUUGGCACGGUCGGGCGCCAACAGAUGCUGAACUUCUGAACACUAUGGUGACGAGACGGUUCGGAGAGCUGGAACGAUCGGUGCCUCGUAUGGUCAGUGAAAUUUUGGCGACUUUUCAAGGGACGCUUUCUAAGCACAUUACGAAGAAUUUGGACGAGAUACGCCACGAGUACCAGUUGGGGAAGGAGGAACUGGAAGUCCUUAAUAACCGCACCUUCAGGAAGGUCUCCGAGGUGGAAGGAGGGAUGCAGGUCGUCUCCAAGAAGGUCUACGACGCUUUCCAAGACAUAAACGGCAGCGUGCAAACGGCUCGCGAUGACAUCGUAUAUGAAAUCAGAAAGUCGACGACGUCGUCCUUGGGCGAACUACGGCCUGUCCUCCAGCAGGUGAACCAAAGCGUGGCCCAGAGCGUAGCCAGAGCAGCUGAAGGUCUCAAUAUCACCUUGAUGGAGGAGGCUGCGAGAAGGAGGGGUACGGAAGACUCAAUGAGGUCAGAUUACAUACCCCUUCAGUGCCCAGAUCCGACAACUGUCGCAGCCCUGCAGGAGGUGAAGCAUCUCCUUCAGUCUAUGCUGAAGAAGAGCGAGGACUUGCGCCGUGGGCUGACUAAGCAAACGAGCGAGGGCGUCGACCUCCUGAAGUUGCUGCACCAGAGAUUCUCCGUUCUCCUGAGGCGUAUGAACACUGAACCUGACCAUGGUCAACAGCUCGUAGCAGAGAUGCAGGACUUGGGGUCUCUGGUGGAAUCCUCUUACACUGCCGUUCUGGUCGCCCAGAACGCCUUCAUCGACUCCUGCAAGAGGAUCCAAGCCGAGGAGCCGACUUUGGAGCACAAGAUCGCCGAAAUUCUGGAUAAGCUCGUCACUGAUAUUAACCUUGGGCACAAAUUCAACCGCAUGCAACUCAACGAACUCAAGAGACUGGUGGAACACCUCGCUGAUACUAACGGAACUGCGAGUGGAACUGAUUCACAGAGUGAAAGCGGCCACGAGGCACAAGAGAUCCUGAAGAACUUGCGAGACAGCCACGAACUGCCGUCGGAGACCUCCGGGAAGCUGGGCGUACGAGACACUAUCCUGAAAAUCAUCGAGGCUGCCAACCUAACGGCGUCCCGCCUGGAGAACGUCGAGGAGCGGAUAGAUGGGGUCUCCAGGAUCCUGCUGGACAUCGACUGGUCGAAUGUUCGGCAAAAGGAACCGGCUGACCAGCUCGUGACGGCCGCGAAGGAUCUCAAAGGCUACGCUAGGGACCAGAUCAUUCAAUCACUCAACUUGUACCAGGCUCUGCUGACGACUCUGGAACAGAUCACGCUUUUGAAUCAAAGCCCCCCCGACCCGCAACAAGGUCCCAGCGAUGGGGUCUACUGGCCCUCUGACAUUGGGUUCAGUUUCCCCAUUUACCUCAGCGACGAAGGGCACGCCCCUCCGACUCGUCAGACCCACCUGACACUCCCGAGCGCUUGCACUUCUCCCCUCGUGGAUCUCGUGAGAACCCUUCCAGAGUUCCAGCGGAGCGUCCCAGCCACGCCCGGGCCACCCACCAGGAGUUCGAGGGCUGGGAAAAGGAAACACGAGGACGAAGACGACGACUACGAUGACGAAGACAUACCCGCUUGGUACACAGACCCAGAUUUCCUCUCGGGAAACUACGGGACCCCGGAUUUAGGGUACCCGGUGUUCCGAGAGGACGAAUGGCGCGACAUGGGCGACUACGCCAGCGACGAUUACCUGUUCAUCGAACGCACUUCUUCGACUGCCGAACCGAGCGUCGUGACGACGAGUACUCCCACGCCAACUGUCGCAGAGAGUACUACAGCUUACCCCCAUCGCAUCUUCCCCGGGGGAGUCGACAGAUUUUUCGGGUUCAAGACGACCCCGUCGAAGUCGACGUCGAAAAGAGAAGUUAAGCGGGGUGAUCAGUUACCUUGAAGACAUUGCUUAAUCGUCUGUUUUUGUGUACAUAAUCAACAGUGUGAAAACAAUCUCCAGGUAAUUUUUUUUAGUAACGUGAUAAGUGUUUUUAUUUUCUGCCUUGUCUUUUUUUUUUUUGCAGGUACACUUUACAAUAACGUAAUUUAUAAUUACUUGGUACUAAACAUGCAAGAUGCUGAUAUACUUCUUUUAGUUUGAAUAGCAAGAAAUAUAUGACAUUAUUAAAUCAGUAAAAUGUGACUUUAGAAUUAAAUGCCAAAAAUUUUAA
Molecule: messenger RNA, 3869 nt
Organism: Macrobrachium nipponense
Lineage: Eukaryota; Metazoa; Arthropoda; Malacostraca; Decapoda; Palaemonidae
Source: RefSeq, a predicted model, not a curated record